AUGAAUGGCUUCGCGGACAAGGGGCUCGACGAGUCCCACUUCGGCAGCGAUCCGGCCUCCGCCAUCAGCGCGGUAAAAUCAUUCGAUGCAUUUCCAAAAGUCAAACCCAGCUACACGGAGAAGACGAGCAGCGGCAGUGCCUGGACUGUCUUCUUAAUAUGCGCGAGCGUGUUCCUGACGUGGAGCGAGCUGAAGCGGUGGUGGGUGGGCGAGACAACGCACACGUUCUCUGUCGAGCAGGGAGUUGGACAUGACUUGCAGAUCAACAUGGAUGUGGUGGUUGCCAUGCGGUGCGAGGACUUGCAUGUGAAUCUGCAGGACGCUUCAGGCGAUCGAAUACUGGCGGGAACAGCAUUGAAGAGGGACGGCACAUUAUGGGGUCAAUGGGUUGGCUCUGGGAAGGGCAAGUUAGGCGCGUCGAAACAGGAACGAUUAGAUCUGAGUGGCUAUCCUGGAUUCGGCGAGUAUCGGGAAGAGGAUGUGCAUGACUAUAUGGGCGCGGCGAAGAGUAGCAAGAAGUGGUCGAAGACGCCUAAAUUACCACGGCGAACAGAGCCGGACAGCUGUAGGAUAUACGGCACUAUGCAUACGAACAAGGUCCAGGGCGACUUCCACAUUACAGCUCGCGGACAUGGCUACAUGGAGUUUGGGCAGCAUCUAGACCACACCAGCUUCAACUUCUCCCACCACGUCAACGAGCUCUCGUUCGGCCCAUUCUAUCCAUCACUCAUCAACCCUCUGGAUAGCACCGUUGCCACCACUGAGUCACAUUUCUACAAGUAUCAAUACUACCUCUCCGUGGUCCCAACCAUCUACACCACCGACCCCAAAUCCCUCCGCAGCAUCGACAAGUACCACGAGUCACCGUCCUCUGGCUCCGACGGCUUAGAACAGCAUCCGCACCGCUACAGCAGGAACCACGUCUUCACCAACCAGUACGCUGUCACAGAGCAGAGUCAUCCAGUACCGGAGAACCACGUGCCCGGAGUGUUUGUCAAGUUUGACAUUGAGCCGAUCUUACUCACCAUUGCCGAGGAAUGGAGCUCGAUACCGAAGUUGUUUGUCCGGCUUGUGAACGUCAUCAGCGGCAUCUUGGUGGCAGGCGGCUGGUGUUUCCAGCUGACGGAGUUUGUCAAGGACAUGCGGCGAGGGAAGCGGUCAGGUACCGUGGCGACGGACGGGAUCUUGUCGCCGGUGACGCCUGGACAGGGUGAUGAGAAGAGGUUCAUGUAG
Messenger RNA from Saxophila tyrrhenica, 1233 nucleotides. RefSeq lists its product as uncharacterized. NCBI's taxonomy places the organism in Eukaryota, Fungi, Ascomycota, Dothideomycetes, Mycosphaerellales, Extremaceae. Bases 1 to 1233 code for a protein of 410 amino acids. Gene Ontology annotation, cellular component: COPII-coated ER to Golgi transport vesicle; endoplasmic reticulum; membrane. The record is from RefSeq and is a predicted model, not a curated record. The transcript has 2 exons. Gene Ontology annotation, biological process: endoplasmic reticulum to Golgi vesicle-mediated transport; retrograde vesicle-mediated transport, Golgi to endoplasmic reticulum.